AUGCGGUUUUCGUUCGGUGCGCGUGAAGAGUGUGACUACACAAGCUGUUAUUGUGAAGAGAACGUAUACAAGCUAUGCGAGCGAGUGCCUGUGGAUCAGCGCUCACGUUUCUUCGCUGUUUUUGUCUCGAAUGCAUCGAAAUGUGUGCCAUUGUUUGCCCAGAAAGCUGCUAAAGAAAGGCCUUUUGUACUUUGGGAUUAUCAUGUUGUACUUGUUGAAGUACGUGAUGUCGAAGAAUCCUUGGUUUGGGAUCUUGAUACUAUUCUUGAAUUUCCAUGCACUUUUGAUCAUUAUUGGAUUGCGACUGUUCAGCCAGAAGGAUGGAACAUUGCUCCUGAAUACAAGAGGUUCUUCCGAGUUAUUCCCUGCGCCGAGUUCCUCAGUAAUUUUUCGAGUGAUCGAUCGCAUAUGAUAGCCGAAAAUGGAUCGUGGAUGGCCCCUCCACCACAAUGGGAAAAGAUCUACAAGAAUGGACUGAAUAAUAUUCACGAUUUUAUCUGCAUGGAUCCGAACAUACUUUCUGAAAUCAGCACUGUUCUUGAUGAGAACGAAAUGAUGCUGAAGUUUUCCAAUCAUUAG
This is a messenger RNA of Necator americanus (New World hookworm), 579 nucleotides long. RefSeq lists its product as uncharacterized. Lineage: Eukaryota; Metazoa; Nematoda; Chromadorea; Rhabditida; Ancylostomatidae. The transcript is spliced from 4 exons. Gene Ontology annotation, cellular component: nucleus; cytosol. The coding region runs from base 1 to 579 and encodes 192 amino acids. The record is from RefSeq and is a predicted model, not a curated record. Gene Ontology annotation, molecular function: protein-N-terminal asparagine amidohydrolase activity; protein-N-terminal glutamine amidohydrolase activity.